CCCUCUUCAUUUGUGGUGGUCAUACAUUACUGUGCAUAACCGGGUUAGCUAUGUAGCUGUAUAUAUAUGUAUGCCGUGGUCCUGUCGAUCUGUUCCGCUCAGGUCUCACUGCUUCGCUUCUUUCUUUUUCCCCCAUCGUCUCCCAAGUAGUCGGUGAUUCGUCCGUGUGUGCAGGACAUUGUAUGUAAUACUCCUUUGUCCCUCCCCCUGUCCAACCACGACGAAAGACGGAUUCGAUUCGAGUACAAUCGGAUCGACAAUUGCUGCCAUGACCUCCAACGCAGCUCCCAUGACGGUGCCCCCCGCGGCACCGCCAUCGGGCAUGCCAAUCGCCGACACCACCGCGGCUCAAAAUGAAGCCGUCCACAGCAUCGGCAAGGAGACCGUCAACGCCGACGACAUUGAGAGAAACGCCGGCAGCCUCAAUGCCGAGGAAAAGAACGAGUCGGAUGCCAGCUCCGAGUUCAAGCAAGAUGGUGUCGCAAGGGCCGAGGCCAUCACCAAGGUCUGGACCACCAAGACACUCUGGGCAACCUUUGGGCUUCUUUACCUCGUGUCGACAGUGGACUCGAUGCUAGGAAAUGUCGAGGGUGCGCUGUCGCCAUACGUCACGUCAGCAUUCGGUCGACACGGACUCAUUUCUACAACAUCCAUCGUCUCCACCAUCCUCGGCGGCGUCAUCACCCUCACAAUCGCCAAGAUGAUCAACAUCUGGGGUCGCAUGGAGGGCCUGGCGGGCAUGGUCUUCCUCAUCACCAUCGGCAUGAUCAUGAAGGCCCUGUGCCAAAACGUCGAGACAUAUGCCGCCGCACAGGUCAUGUACUGGGUUGGCCACAUCGGGCUGCUGCUCAUCAUCAACGUGACGGUGGCCGACAUGACGACGCUCAGGAACAGGAUGAUCAUCUUUGGCUUCAACACGUCGCCCCUCAUCAUCAGCUUCUUCACCGGCCCCCUGAUCGCCGACCGCUUCCUCAAGGAGGUCAACUUCCGCUGGGCCUUUGGAGCCUUUGCCAUCAUCAUGAUCGCCACCACGACUCCCAUCAUUGGCGUCUUCAUCUACAACGAGCGCAAGGCAAAGUCGGUCGGGCUGGUGCGUGAAAAGCCGGGCCGCACCUUUUUCGAGUCGGUCAAGUACUACGUCGUCGAGCUGGACGUGGUCGGUCUGUUCCUCAUCACCGUCGGUGCAUCUUUGCUCCUGCUUCCCUUCUCGCUCGUAAACUAUGUUCCGGGCGGCUGGGCCAACGGCGGACUCAUCUCCAUGUUCGUGCUGGGACCUGCUCUUUUGGCCGUCUUUUACAUCUGGGAGAAGAAGUACGCCCCCGUCCAGUUCUUCCCCUGGGUGUACCUGACCAACAAGACCAUCCUGGGAGCCUGCUCCUGCUACGGUCUGAUGUUUGCCAGCAUCUUCUGCUGGGACACCUACUACUACUCGUACCUGCAGGUCGCCCACUCGCUGUCCGUCGUCGACGCCAGCUACACCAUCAACUCGCUGUCGCUGUCGUCGGCCAUCCUGGGAGUCUUUAUCGGCAUUCUCAUCCGCUACACCGGCAAGGUCAAGUGGGUCGCCAUGGCCGGCGUGCCCUUUAUGAUCCUGGGAACCGCGCUCCUGGUCCGCUUCCGGACGCCCGAGACCUCCAUCGCCGUCCUGGUGGUGCUGCAGGUGCUCGUGGGUCUGGCCUCGUGCGUGUUUGCGCUCUGCAGUCAGAUGGCGGUCAUGGCCACCGUCAAGCACAACGAGGUGGCGCCUGGAUUGGCACUCCACGGGCUGUUUGGCGCCGUCGGCGCCGCCAUCGGCCAGGCCAUCGCCGGUGGAAUCUGGAACAACCUGCUGCCCUUCAAGCUGAUGCAGUAUCUGCCCGACGAGGCCAAGGCUGACGCCUGGACCAUCUUUGGCGACAUUACAGUUCAGCAGGCCGCCACGGGGGCCGUCAGGGACGCCAUCGACGCCGCGUACGGCGACAUGCAGCACAUGAUGGUCAUUGCCGGUUGUUGCUUCGCGCCAUUUGUCAUUGUCGCCGUCUGGUUCUGGGAUGACCUUGACGUCAGGAAGGUUGAUGAGGAGAGGGGCCGUGUGGGCAACGUGUUCUAGAGAGAAGGAUGUAUGUGGAGAAAAAGUUUGUUGCCAUGUCGCGUUAUGGGUGGGAUGCGAUUCAUGAACAUGACUAUGCCAAUCUAGGUUGUCGUUCGCGUGAGGCUUGUCCUCAUGCGGCCGUACGUACCCCAGAGAGCAUGGUUUAUAUUAAUAGCCUAAUCGAAAGUUUUAUAAAAGUUUGAAUGAUAUAGAUACCCUUCCUUGGUCAAUUGAAAGAUUAUGUUGACUCG
Pyricularia oryzae 70-15 is the source of this 2322-nucleotide messenger RNA. RefSeq names its product siderophore iron transporter mirB. Gene Ontology annotation, molecular function: transmembrane transporter activity. Lineage: Eukaryota; Fungi; Ascomycota; Sordariomycetes; Magnaporthales; Pyriculariaceae. The record is from RefSeq and is a predicted model, not a curated record. The transcript has 2 exons. The coding region runs from base 269 to 2089 and encodes 606 amino acids. Gene Ontology annotation, biological process: transmembrane transport.